AUGGUGCACUUGCGCGAGUACCCUCUGCGGUUGCAGAAGGGCUUCAUCUUGGAUGGGGUGGCCCUGAGCACCAUGGCCCGCAACUAUGAGCACUUGAAGCCCAAGGUCUGGUCUGCGAUUCCGCCUUACAAUGCGCAGCAGGACUACCACGCGCGUCGGUACUUCACGAGCCGUGUGAUUCCGCCCAUUUUGCAGAAAACCGGUCAGGAUCAUGGAGGUACAGGAAGGGACGGCUGGGUAGUGGAUUAUUUCCACAUCUUCGGGGAAGAACAGAAAUACAUCAACAGGAGAAACUGGGCAGGGGCAGGGCAUUCCUUCCAGCAGGUGAUCGGCCAUGACUACUACAAUGCUGAUGUGAAAACGAUCAGGGGGUACAACGGUCUGUUUGGCUACCGCAGGAACACCCCAGCCCUCCGCCAGUGCCCAUCUGUUUUCGGAGAGGUCACCCGACUCCCUCUCUUCUAACAGCAGCUCUUCCUUUCAUACCCCUUGAACUGAGUUUCUAUGACAGUUGCUUAGAUGAACUCCC
This is a messenger RNA of Myotis daubentonii (Daubenton's bat), 529 nucleotides long. RefSeq names its product sperm microtubule associated protein 1 (gene SPMAP1). Lineage: Eukaryota; Metazoa; Chordata; Mammalia; Chiroptera; Vespertilionidae. The record is from RefSeq and is a predicted model, not a curated record.